Molecule: messenger RNA, 7182 nt
Organism: Pygocentrus nattereri (red-bellied piranha)
Lineage: Eukaryota; Metazoa; Chordata; Actinopteri; Characiformes; Serrasalmidae
Gene: syngap1b
Product: synaptic Ras GTPase activating protein 1b
Exons: 20
Coding region: 1163-4978 (1271 amino acids)
Biological process (GO): regulation of GTPase activity
Source: RefSeq, a predicted model, not a curated record
CAUCCUCUCUCCCUCUCACCUUAUUUUUCUCUUUUUGCCUUUAUCUCUCCUUAUCUCACUUUAUCUCUCCUUCCUUUUCUGUCUCUCUGUCUUCUUUUCUUCCUUUCUUUCCACCGUCAUGCUCGACUUUCCUGUCUGCUCGCAUCGUCUCCGCUUAGUCUGCGCACUCUAAAGCUGACCUGUUCCACUGGCACGUUUACCGCGGCCAAAUUUAUUUUUAUUCAGACAAAUUAAAUUUUCAUUACGCUCUUCUCCCUCAUAUCUCCGGCUCUGAGCCAUGAGCGGAUUUCAGCGCCGGGCGCAGGGCAGCGGGACGGCGGAGGCUGAGAGGGCUCGGGGCCGCCACAGCUGGACGGGGCCACAUGCCCAGGAGGAGGCGGGGCUGGAGGGUGGGGCUGAGCGAUGAGCCACGCCCCCUUCUGCCAGGUCAUCCAGGUUCACUCCAUAUGAGUGCACAGUACUCAAAUAUAACUACAGCCGGGCUUCUUUUAUACUCGAACAUAGUUACAGUAGAAAGCUUAGCAAACUCUUCCUAGUCGUCGUGUUACAAUACGUCAAUCUUAGCCUUACUAAAAUGUAGUGCCCUAUUAUAAACCUUAUGUAAUUGCUGUAAACAUUGUGUUUCUUAAGAGUUUAGUCUCAGGUUCAUCAGCAGGUUUCGCUGCUUUCUUUAACUUGCUUAAUUAUUCUUUCUUACAGACUGUUAAGUACCUGACCUGUAGUUAUAUUAAGGUAGUGCUGCUUCAGGACUGCUUAAUGGCUCACAACUGAAAAUAAUUAAGCAUUUAUUUAGUGUCUCUUCAGUAUCUAUGGCUUCAGUACUUCAUUAUUCAUUGUAUACACUUGCAGUGGUCCAUGAUCUCAUUCAACCAUGUUAGAUGCUUGUAUCAUACACACAAGCACACUGUGGGAAUGUAACCAGAAUAAAAAGCUCCUCAGAAAUCAAGACAUCAAGUCACCUGGAGUAAAGACUGAGAAAGGAGCGCUCCUGCGUGUCUCUCAUGGGCACUCAUAGCCACUCAUCCGUCCAGUGGGCAGCAGCCGAGGACGACUGAAGGAAUAAUUUGCAAAGACUGAAGAAUCAUAUCACAUCAGCACCAUUUCUCCUGUAGACCAAGCCCGUCUCAGGAGGAAGAGCAUUGCCACCGGCAGGCAGCCCAGCAUGGAGACCCCUCCCAUUGCCCCCCCUCAACCCUUCCGACAGUCCAGUUUCCUUGGUAGAAGACUAAAAGGGUCCAUAAAGCGGGCGAAGAGUCAGCCCAAGCUGGACCGCACCAGCAGCUUCCGCCACAUGAUCCUCCCACGUUUCCGCAGUGCUGACCAAGACAGGACCCGUCUGAUGCAGAGCUUCAAAGAGUCCCACUCCCAUGAAUCCUUGCUGUCUCCCAGUAGCGCGGCCGAGGCGCUGGACCUCACGCUGGACGAGGACGCCAUCAUCAAACCGGUUCACUCCAGCAUCCUAGGGCAGGAGUACUGCUUUGAGGUGACGACUGCUUCAGGGACAAAGUGCUUCGCCUGCCGGUCGGCUGCAGAAAGAGACAAAUGGAUCGAGAACCUACAAAGAGCAGUCAAGCCCAACAAAGACAACAGUCGGCGAGUGGACAACGUGUUGAAGUUGUGGAUCAUCGAAGCCCGGGAGCUGCCGCCCAAAAAGCGCUACUACUGUGAACUGUGUUUGGACGACAUGCUGUAUGCUCGCACCACCAGCAAACCCCGCACCGACACUGUCUUCUGGGGUGAGCACUUUGAGUUCAACAACCUUCCGGCCGUCCGCAACCUCCGCCUUCACCUCUACAAAGAGACAGACAAGAAAAGACGCAAGGAAAAGAGCACAUACCUAGGACUUGUCAGCAUCCCCAUUUCCAGUAUCACCGGUCGGCAGUUUGUAGAGCAGUGGUACCCUGUGAUUCAGCCCAGUGUUCUGGCCAAGGGAGGGGGAGUAGGAGGGGGCAAAAUUAUCAAUGCCUCCUUACGGCUCAAGUCUCGCUUCCAGACCAUGAGUAUCCUGCCAAUAGAGCUGUACAAAGAGUUUGCCGAGUACGUCACCAACAACUACCGAACACUAUGUGCCGUCUUGGAGCCACUGUUGAGUGUCAAAAGCAAAGAGGAAGUGGCUUGUGCGCUUGUGCACAUUCUACAAAGUACAGGAAAGGCAAAGGACUUUCUUUCAGACAUGGCAAUGUGUGAGGUAGACAGAUUCAUCGAUCGUGAGCACCUUAUCUUUAGAGAGAACACCCUGGCCACCAAAGCCAUAGAAGAGUACCUCAAACUCAUUGGACAUAAGUACCUCAAGGAUGCUUUAGGUGACUUCAUCCGAGCCCUGUAUGAGUCAGAGGAGAACUGUGAGGUUGAUCCCAUGAGGACGCCACCGUCUGUUCUACCCGACCAUCAGGCCAACCUCCGCAUGUGCUGUGAGCUUGCCCUCUGCAAAAUCGUCAACUCUCAUUGUGUAUUUCCACGAGAGCUGAAGGAGGUCUUUGCCUCCUGGCGAGUCCGAUGUGCCGAGAGAGGGAGGGAGGACAUCGCUGACCGCCUGAUCAGUGGCUCCCUCUUCUUGCGCUUCCUCUGUCCAGCCGUCAUGUCCCCUUCCUUAUUUAACCUCACCCAGGAAUACCCAGAUGAGCAGACAUCGCGCACGCUCACCCUCAUAGCCAAAGUGAUGCAGAACCUCGCCAACUUCUCCAAGUUUGGCAGUAAGGAGGAGUACAUGGGCUUCAUGAAUGAGUUUUUAGAGAUGGAGUGGGGUUCCAUGCAGCAGUUCCUGUAUGAGAUUUCCAACCUAGACAGUGUAAGCAAUGCAGGUGCUUUUGAGGGCUACAUUGACCUGGGAAGAGAGCUUUCAAUCUUACACAGCCUUCUGUGGGAGGUUAUGGCCCAGCUCAGUAAGGAUGCCAUCAUUAAACUUGGACCAUUACCCCGCCUCCUGAACGACAUUAGCAUGGCCCUCCGCAACCCACAUCUCCAAAGGCAGCCCAGUCACCAGACAGACAGACAGCCUCCAGAGAGACAGACCGACAGGCUGCUGUCCCGGCCCAGUUUCAACAGAGGCAUCUCCUCUGAGUUCCAGAAUGUCAUGAUGAGGGACCUCAACAGUUCCAUAGAUAUCACUCGCUUGCCUUCCCCGACCUCUGCUAUGUCCAGUGGCGGGGUACCUCCUUCGCGAGCCGGGAUGGGGGGUUAUGCAGAUCGGGAUCAUCCUCAUCGGGCCUCUUCUAAAGACGUUUUCUAUGUUACCCGUCCCCCACUGGCCCGGUCCAGCCCUGCAUAUUGUACUAGCAGUUCUGAUAUUACUGAUCCUGACCCAAAGGACUCAAGAAUGAACAGCGUCUCUAACCUGCAGUCUGUGGGGGACAUGCUCAACUCUUCCCAGGCCUCGCUUGCCGGCCUCGGCAGCUUCGGUGCAGGGCUCGGUGGCUUAGGGGGAGGUCUCGGAGGUCAGCUGCGUGCCGGCGGAGGACGGAUGUCGGCCGGCUCGGGUGGCUCCAGCAUGUCCGGUGGCCUGCGACUGAGUCAGCUGAGCCAGAUGGGGACCACUACGGACUCGCUGUCCCAGCAGCAGCAGCAGCAGGCAGCCGCGCUCCGCUUCCCACUCUCCUUCCAGAACCCGCUGUUCCACAUGGCUGCCGACGGGCCCCAGCUCCACCACCAGCAUAGCCGAGCCCAGCCUCCUGCUCCCCACCUGCUGGCCCCGGAACCCGACCCCUCUCACCCCGCGUACUUGCCGCAGUUUGCCCGCGGUGGCUUCUCCCGCAGCGAGGACCUCUCCACCUUACGGCCUGGUCCACACCUGGGCCAACCCAGCAUCAUUCACUCACAUAGCUACAGCGACGAUUACAGCCGCCACAACCAGGGCGACUAUGGCCGUCGGCAGAUUUCCAUGCACAUGCAGGAUAACCUCCAGCAGCAGCAAAUGAUGGGCAUGGCCUCCCAAACAGGCACAUCUCAUUCCUCGCUCGCAUCACCCCCCUCCACUGUCCAGCCUGUCCGUCAGAGCUCCAUGGCUCCGCCUCCCAUGCAGCGGAUGAAGUCGCAAACCUCCCACCAACUUGCUGUUAGCUCAGCAGCCGGCGCCACGCCUCCCUCCAAGACGAGGCCGCAGAGCGGGAACCUGCUUCAGUCGCCCGAGUCUGGCUUCGGGGGCCGGCAGCAGGGACCCCGCCAGCAGCUUUCUGUCAAGGACAACACGGCCCCCGGCCUGCCUCAUCAGCAGAGCUCCACCAGGGAGAGCCAGGGAUCACAGGGCUCUCAGGGGGGAACGCCGCAAUCCACUCAGCAGUCUCAGUCACACCAGGAGCGGCAACACUCACAGCAACACUUACUCAAGCCUUCCAUCAGCAAACAGGGCUCAUCUCCCAAUACCCUGAACCCACCCACCCCUGCCUCAGAGAGAACAGUUGCCUGGGUGUCCAACAUGCCACACCUUUCCGCUGACAUCGAAAGCUCCCGCAUAGACAGAGAAGAAUAUAAGCUGAAGGAGUAUUCCAAAAGCAUGGAUGAAUCACGUUUAGACCGGGUGCGAGAAUAUGAGGAGGAGAUCCAUUCUCUGAAGGAGCGACUGAUGAUGUCCCACCGCAAGCUGGAGGAGUAUGAGAGGAGGCUACUUACUCAGGAGCAGCAGACCAACAAAAUCCUGCUGCAGUACCAGAGCCGGCUGGAGGACAGCGAGAGGAGGCUGAGGCAACAGCAGCUGGAAAAGGACUCCCAAAUAAAAGGAAUAAUUGACAGACUCAUGGCAGUGGAGGAUGAGCUGAGGGCAGGGGCAGUAUCUGAACACAAAGCCAGGAUUUUUGCAGAUCAGGGGAGGCGGCAAUCCAUCCUAGUGCAGCCUCGUCUCGCGCCAGUCCCUCCUCGAAUGCACAGCCAAUCACACAGCAUCAUGGAGGACAAUCUGGAACCUAGUUGGAGGCCUCAGCUAGGACAGUCCUCAGGAUGGCAUGGCUUUAAUGCGAGGGCGCUAUCCCGUGACUCGGUUGGUUGACAGAGGGGAAACUGAGGCUCUGAAAGUGUCUGUUGUUAGUUGGUUCCAGAGCCACAGGUGACCCAAAGAGAAUAUAGGUGCCCUCCUUUUUCGUGUGCUCUUGCUGUCAGUUAACUCCACCUGCGUGAUGCUAGCUUUAGGGUGUUGACCUCUCAGUGCCUCCAUGCCUGCCAAUGGCUUGUUGGCUGUGUGUGCACGUGAGGGAUGACAUCCUUUGUUAUCUGAACAGUCAAAGCGAUGGACAACGCUUUACAGAAUAAAAGCAUCCGAGAUAGCAGACAGUGGGGCACAUCACGCGGAGAAGGAGAGGUUCUAUGGGUAAGAUACAUUUCAAAGGUGCUGUUCUUUUAGUGCGUAUUCUAACUAAAAGACAUUUAACACGUUUAUUAAUCCCUCCAUAUCUUUGUCAUGGUUACCAUGGCUGCAAGCUUUUUCCAUCGUGCUUUGUUUAUGCCGUUUGGGUCUCUUAAUUCGAGGUAACUAAAUAUGCAUUGCCUUUAUUCAAGAGACACUGAGAUGGACUGAUUCAGUGAAAUACACGGAGGCUCAGAACUUUGUUGAUCGUUUCGCCUCAUGGUCAUACAUGCUUCAGCUGGACCUUACGCAGGUGAGAUAUUUACAUGCUGAUAAUUCUAAGAAAAGAACUGAAAGCUGAUUGUUUUUUUUUUUCUUCUCUCAUUUCGUUUUUGUGACAAUCGUUCAAAACAAUCAUUUCCUUUGGAUUCUGACAAACGAAGAAACGACAUCCAGAUGUUUUACCUGCUCCCCCUUCAACUCUUUGCACGUUGCUGUGACUCGGUCUCUAUGAAAGGAAGGAGAAUUUUUUUUCCUGUGUUGCUUUCUUUGUGGAUAGUCGCCAUGGAGAUCUUGAAUUACGGAUGAUCUUAUUCUUGGAAUAAAGAAAUAUUGUCUUUUAUUUAAUGGCUCAGCGGUCGCACGGUCAUUGGAUGGAGGGUAGUCGGACAGAAGUCUGACUGUUUUAAAUUUAACUUGAUUUCCUUCUUUGGACUCCAUUGCCAAGCAGCCUGGAUGUUUUUUUCUGCUUCCUUUUUUCACCACAAGACAAAAACAUAGAACCAUGGGAGAUACGUAUUACAGAUUGAAUAAUGUUGUGUAGUGGGUGAAUGUGUGUAUAUACAGUGCGUGUACAGUCUUUGUGUAUAUACUGGAUGUAUGGGUCUAUAUUAUAUGGAUGUGUACAUACAAUUUGUUUGUAUAUGCAUUGUACAGAAUGUAUUUUUUCUCUGCCUCCUUUUUCCCCCGUUCCCAUUCCGUUUUCUUUGGGAAUUCGUGUGAGAGAAACCACACAACAGAACUUUUUUUGGAAAAAUGAAGAGAUUCACCUAGGCAACUUCGAGGCAGGUGUCUUUGGAAGCACUUUUUUGCACAGACUUAACAUACAGAGUCUGAUACCUAUGAUGCAUUACCCUUAAGCUGCCACACACUUCGCCAACCUCGAGCUUGCACUCAUUUUCUCAUUGAUUGAGGCAUUUUGUAAUAGUUUCUAGGUGACGAAGCAAUGUUUGUAUAUAUCUAUAUGAUCUAUAUAUGGAAUAUAAUAAUAUUUCCAGUUAUCUCUCAUCUUCAUGGCUAUUUAUCCUUCCAGCUUGUAUUACUCUUGUUGCUUUCUGUUUCAGUGCUCCUAUAUUUCAUUGCGGUGGUGUGUGUUGGCUGGGGUUGAGCUUCAGGCUCAUAUAAGAGCUACAGUCAUUUAUAAGGUCAACCCCUUGAGAAAUUUACCAAACUCUGUCCUGUUUUAUUCUAUUAACCUUCUACAUGCCUGACACUUUUUUCCCCCUUCACUUUUUUCUUGCCAAGCUAAAUCUUCCAUGCAAGUAACCAUUUAUUUAUCCUCGGAAAUGGAUGGAGUUCCCAUGAUGUGCCUCCUUCUAAUAAAUAUUCAUUUGACCUUUGCCAGCCAUAAGCAAACCAUAUCCAUGCUCCUUGACAAGCCAUAAGCCCCACCCCUAAAAUGAUGUUUUUGAAAAGGGCAGACAUUUGGGAAUUUAAUUUUGUUUUUGUAUAUAUUAAUGGAAAGAGUGAUACUUUGGAGUGUGUUGCUAAUGUUUAUGAAUUUGUUAUGAAUGUUGAUAUUCUGGUUAUUGAAUUAUAAUUAUUAUUAAUGUAAUAAUGAUUCUGAUUGCUACUCUCAUUUCAUCCUUUAGUUUAUUCAAUGCUGUUGAGAACAAUGUAUUAAUUUCUUU